AUGGCCUCAAUCGCGGCGCCUGAGGGUGGGCAGGAGUAUGGACGUAGGUUGAUACCCACACUAGUCGAUGAAAUGGCGGCUUUCACUCCGGAUCACGUCUAUGCUUCGAUACCCCGCCAUCAAGACUUUACCGGUGGCUUCGAAAAUGUUACCUCUCGAAAAUUGGCUCGCGCAGUCAACCGGGCUGCCUUUUGGAUCGAUGAAAAAAUUGGAAAGAGUGCCAAGUUCGAGACAAUCGCAUAUCUUGGUCCAAUGGACCUCAGAUACUACAUCGUUGCGGUCGCCGCUGCGAAAGUGGGCUACAAGCGCGAGCAGACUCUACUGCCGUCACCACGAAAUAGCGUCGAGGGUCACUUGGCCCUCCUGGAGACUACGAGUUGCAAUAUCUUGAUCAGCCCUGUGGAAUCGAAGGUCGACCAUAUCUUAUCAAAAAGAGAUAUGCGCCACUUCAGAAUCGAAGGGCUCAAAGAAUUCUUAGGCGGUGACUUCAGCGAGCAUUAUGACUACAACAAGACGUUUGAAGAGGCUGCGCAAGACCCUUUCAUCAUAGUCCACACAUCCGGAUCCACUGGACUACCGAAGCCGAUCGUCCUGUAUCACGGCGGGGUGGCAGCUGUCGACAACCAACACCUGAUUCCUCCCCUAGACGGAUUUGAUGCCCAGAUCAACAUUUUUGAAGGUGGUGUCCGCGUCUUCACAAGCUUGCCUCCAUUCCAUGCGGCGGGUAUCCUACAGACCCUAUUAGUCGCUCUGUACUUCGAAAUCACUACGGUCUGGGCUCCCACUGGUCGGCCUAUCAGUGCCGAUCUUAUCGACGACCUACUUGACAACGUCAAUGUGGACCUUAUGUUUCUUGCGCCAUCUACAUUGGAAGAACUCAGCCAGUCGCAGACUUCUCUCGAGAGAUUAAAGAAGCUCAAAUCCAUUCAAUUUGCUGGAGGACCUCUCGGGAAGACUGCUGGUGAUACCAUCUCGAGAUAUACUAAUGUCCUUAAUGUGAUGGGAUCCUCAGAAGCUGGGUUUUUCCCGCUACUCAAGAAAGACCCAGAAGACUGGAUCUACUUUCAUUUCGAUCCUAGAAUGAAAGGAAUCGAGUUUCGGGAAGUUGGUCCUGGGUUAUACGAACAGGUCUUCGCCCGUCAUGACUCAACAGACCCUUUUCACUGGUCGUUUUACACCUUCCCUGAUCAAUCCGAAUUCUCCAUGAAUGAUCUUUACUCGAAGCAUCCCUCAAAGCCGGAUCUAUGGCUUUACGAAGGAAGAUCCGAUGACGUGAUUGUGUUUUCUAACGGGGAAAAGUUUAAUCCUAACGAUAUGGAGGCGACUUUGCGCUCAUGUUCAGGCAUCUUUGGCGCUCUUGUUGUCGGGCAAGGAAGAUUCGAAACAGCUGCUAUUUUGGAGCUUAGAGGCGUUCCGGACACGGAAAGAGCCAAAAAGGAAGUCCUCGACGGUCUCUUGCCCUAUGUCACCAAAGCGAACGAAGUUGCUCCUGCCUAUGCUAAACUUGAUCUUGAUCACAUCUUCUUUGCGAAGGCCGGGAAACCUUUGCUGAGAACCGAUAAGGGCACGGUGAAGCGUCGCGCUACGAAUCAAGCCUACGGAGAAGAGAUUGAUCAACUAUAUGCGGACGUUGCAGGCUUUGGGAAUUCGUCAGAUGCUGUCCAGCUGAAUCCUAGGGACCAAAAUGCAUUAAAAACCGGCAUAUGCGAUAUGUUGACUGAGAUGGAAGGGCUUCAAAAUAUCACUUUCGAACAGAAUUUCUUUGCUGCUGGCAUGGAUUCGCUGCAGGUGAUGAACCUCGUACGGCAGCUUCGGUCUUCGUUCAGGGACCAUGAUGGGGGAGCAGUAGCGCACCUCAUAUCACCAAGGAUGAUAUACUCCAACCCUACCGUCUUCGAGCUUGCUGCUGCCGUAGAGUAUUUGGCAGAUCACGGGGAAGCGGCAUCCGAGGGCUUGGAAGAAGAAAGGAUUGGCAAGAUGGAGGGAAUGCUCGCCAAGUACUCUGGCGAUCUCCCACAACCCAAGAACGACACCAUUCAGCGCCAGGAGCAAGGUUUCGCGAUUGUUCUGACGGGGAGCACGGGCUCGCUUGGCUCGUAUCUCUUGGAUUGCUUGCUAGCUGAUACUCAAGUGGCGAAGGUCUUCUGUCUCAAUCGAGGAGCCGAUGGCGAAAGCAAGCAGAGGAAUGGCAACAAAUCACGAGGCCUAAUGACUGAAUGGGGAGAAAGAGUCCACUUUCUGACCACCGAUCUCAGUAAGAGUAAAUUAGGGUUGGAUGCUGAUGAUUACAACAUGCUUGUCAAGGAAGCUUCGUUUAUCAUCCACAAUCAAUGGCAGGUGGACUUCAAUCUCAAUCUGGAAUCCUUCGAACCGCACAUUGCAGGGGUUCGGGAACUCAUCAACCUUUCAAAUCAGUCACCCAAGAGCCCACCGAUCUUAUUCACAUCCAGCAUCUCCACCUUGGGCAACUGGGCAAUUCAGUAUCCCGAAGACAAGGUCCCUGAGUCAGCCUUCUACGAUUUCAGUGUUCCUUCAGCGAUGGGCUACGGAGAAUCAAAGUACGUAGCGGAACAGCUGCUCGAGAAAGCUGGAAAGAGUUCUGGUGUAUCAGCGGCCAUCUGCCGUGUUGGACAACUCGCAGGCCCUGUCGUCAAAGAUGGGAUUUGGAACAAACAGGAAUGGCUGCCGAGCCUUAUAGCCAGUUCCAAGUACCUAGGCAAAAUCCCAACAACCAUUCCCGGCCAGGACACGGUAGCCUGGAUCCCAGUUGACACCACCGCAAACGUCAUAGUCGAUCUUGUCCUCUCCGACAUCAAAGAUGAACCCUCAAGUGCAGUCUGGACCAGAUACCACAACGUCGUGAAUCCACAGCCCGGCUCAUGGGAAGCGCUCGUCCCUGUCAUCACGAAACAUUUUGACGAGAAGAUUGAGCCUGUGAGUUUCGAGUCUUGGCUCGAGGCACUGAAGGCCACGGCGUCAAUGACCGAUGACGUCGCGAAGAAUCCGGGUAUCAAGUUACUAGAGUUCUUCGCGCAGAUGGAGGCGGGCGGGUCGGAGACUGAGUUGGAGACCAAGCAGACGGUAAAGAGAAGUCCCACAAUGGGCGAAUUGAGCGCUGUGGGGCCGGAGUGGAUGGAGAUUUGGUUGGGUCAGUGGGCUUUUUGA
Messenger RNA from Letharia lupina, 3165 nucleotides. RefSeq lists its product as uncharacterized. The record is from RefSeq and is a predicted model, not a curated record. The transcript has 7 exons. Lineage: Eukaryota; Fungi; Ascomycota; Lecanoromycetes; Lecanorales; Parmeliaceae. The coding region runs from base 1 to 3165 and encodes 1054 amino acids.